This is a messenger RNA of Camelina sativa (false flax), 1154 nucleotides long. RefSeq lists its product as uncharacterized. Lineage: Eukaryota; Viridiplantae; Streptophyta; Magnoliopsida; Brassicales; Brassicaceae. Gene Ontology annotation, biological process: translation. Gene Ontology annotation, cellular component: mitochondrion. The record is from RefSeq and is a predicted model, not a curated record. Gene Ontology annotation, molecular function: ribosomal large subunit binding.
GUCGUCUGGUCUGUCGAGGGUUUUAGACUUUUAGGAGCCAAAUCAAAAACCUCAGUCGAAGAAGAAGAAUUUUUUAAGGGUGGGGGAUGGCUAUGUUGGUGAGACGAGCUCUGUCGUCGAGUCGAAAUGCGAUUGGGUUUCUCAGAAGAAGCUCCUCCGUUGUUCAGUCUCGCGAUUUCUUCUCCAUCUCUUCUUCUUCACCAAAUCUGAGGAUGAGGAUGAUAGGCAGCCGAGAUUCGCAAUCCGAUUUGUCCCAUAUGCCCGAUUUCCUCAGAGAUUCUUGUCGAGGCUUUGCUAAAGGCAAAAAAUCAAAGGACGAUUCAUCAGGAGCAACGGGGAUGGUGGACGCUUCUCCAGAUAUCGGGCCUAGCGUGAAAGCAGCUGCCUCUUCUCAGAUGGAGGCCGCCAUCGAUGCCUUGUCUCGUGAUUUAACUAAACUCCGUACCGGCAGAGCUGCUCCUGGAAUGCUUGAUCAUAUUGUUGUUGAAACGGGAGGUGUCAAGAUGCCUCUCAAUCACUUGGCUUUGGUCUCUGUCCUCGAUCCUAAGACUUUGUCUAUCAAUCCUUAUGAUCCCGAUACUGUGAAAGAACUCGAGAAAGCUAUUGUCUCCUCUCCAUUAGGAUUAAACCCCAAACUCGAUGGCCAACGUCUCGUCGCAUCUAUCCCUGCAUUGACCAAGGAGCAUAUUCAGGCAAUGUGCAAAAUUGUAACAAAGUCCAGUGAAGUUGUCAAACAAAGCAUUAGAAGAGCCAGGCAAAAGGCACUAGAGAUGGUAAAGAAAGCUGGGUCGAGUCUACCAAAGGAUGAAGUGAAAAGACUGGAGAAGGAAGUGGAGGAGCUGACGAAGAAGUUUGUAAAGUCAGCAGAGGACAUGUGCAAAUCCAAAGAGAAAGAGAUCACCCAGGCCUGACUCAUCAUUUCUAUCCAUCACUAGCUGAACAAGUUAAUUUAAGCCUUGAACAAAAGUUUGUUUGCUCAUUCAUUACGAUGAUCUUGUUUUGAAUGUUGUUGGUUAUUUCAUUUUGAAUUGCAAAUUGAUGGUGCCUGGGAGACAAAAAAAGAGUGCCGUUAAGGCCCUUCAAAGGUCACAUGAAAGGCCUUUUAGAAAAUGUCCAUUAAAGUAGGCUUUUGUUAAUUGAUGUUUGUUAUAUCA